Messenger RNA from Bicyclus anynana (squinting bush brown), 5806 nucleotides. It is a transcript of the gene Rheb, whose product is annotated as GTP-binding protein Rheb homolog. NCBI's taxonomy places the organism in Eukaryota, Metazoa, Arthropoda, Insecta, Lepidoptera, Nymphalidae. The transcript is spliced from 5 exons. Gene Ontology annotation, biological process: small GTPase-mediated signal transduction. Bases 187 to 735 code for a protein of 182 amino acids. Gene Ontology annotation, molecular function: GDP binding; GTP binding; GTPase activity. Gene Ontology annotation, cellular component: plasma membrane. The record is from RefSeq and is a predicted model, not a curated record.
UUGUGAUUUUGUGAUUUUGAUUUUGAUUUGUGAAAUAGUGAAAUACAAUUUUCAUAAUUCUCGGAAUUCUACUUAUUUAGUAUUGCAUUAAGCAAUUAAGCAUUUCAUGUAUUAAAUAGUAAGACCAGUGUUCUGUAAUUGCGAUUUACGCGUUUUAUCUAUACAGAGAUAUAUAAUUUGAUAGAAAUGCCUUCCAAGCAAAGGAAAAUUGCUAUGAUGGGUUACAGAUCCGUUGGCAAAUCGUCUCUUAUUAUACAAUUCGUAGAAGGGCAUUUCGUCGACUCCUAUGAUCCGACAAUAGAAAACACAUUUACCAAAUUUAUAAGGCUUAAUUCAACAGAGUAUGAGGUCAAAUUGGUUGAUACAGCGGGACAAGAUGAAUACAGCAUUUUUCCAUUACAAUAUAGCAUGGAUUUUCAUGGCUAUGUGUUGGUUUAUUCUAUUACAUCCAGUAAAAGUUUUCAAAUUGUCCAAAUAAUAUAUGACAAGUUAUUGGAUAUGGUUGGAAAAAUACAUGUACCAAUAGUGUUGGUGGGUAACAAAACAGACUUGCAUAUGGAAAGAAAAAUAAGUACAGAAGAAGGGAAGAGAUUGGCUGAAAAGUGGAAUGCUGCUUUUGUGGAAACAAGUGCUAAAAGGAAUGAGUCUGUCACCGACAUGUUUCAUGCAAUGUUAUCAGAAAUAGAGAGAUCAGAUGGACAUAUGCCUGAGAAAAAUGGAUGUGUUAUUUCUUAAUGAAAAACUGAACAUAUAUUCAUUAAAUUAAUUAUUGCUAUGUUAUGCACAGCUACUGUACUGUAGAUAUAUGCCCCCAAGAGUUGUCAAGUUCUGUAAGUGUUGCAAGUUCUAUAAAAAUUUAUCUCUAUGUGUUGUCAGAUCAGGUUGGCUAAAGGGUUCACUUACACGAGCAGCAACUGCUACCGACGACUGCAGUCGGCGACAUCUUGGCGACAGUCGCCGACCGCAGUCAACGUCAGUCGACUGCGGUCGCCGACGUCUCGGCGGGAGUCGACGGCGGUUGCCGAUUGCAGUCGACUGCCGUUGACUGCAAUUGACUGCAGUUGUUGGUAGCAGUUGCUAACUGCCGUUGGCAACGUGCGUAAAUGAACCCGAAGACUUGUUCUUGCAGUUUUAAGUUUUUCAUCAACUUAAAAAUAGGAAACUAAAGUCAUGUAUUUUUUGAUCAAGCACUAUCAGUUUUACAAAAAGAAUUACUAUUAUAAUAUUAAUUAUUAUAUAUACCAACAAGGUUUGCAAAUGAGAAAAUUUUUAGCCAAUACAAGAAUUUGAUUUGAUAAUACAUACUGUUUUUAAGUACUUUUGAUUAGUAUCAGAAGUGUGAUCAAAGAUAAUAAUAUUUUAUGCAGAAACAUUUGUCAUUAGAGAAAAGCCAUUAAAAGAAAAGUUUUGUGUAGUUUUGGAAAUGACAUACUAUUAUUUAAUUUGUUUUAAAUUUUCACAAUAAAUUUAUUCUUAACAUGAACAAACAGCUCUUGAAUAUAAUAAUAAUUGUAACAUGUAAAUAUUGCAAGUUUAUAAUGAAUUUUAGAUUUUAUUAUAAACCUUGUGGUUGAAUCAACACAUAGAUUUUAUCUUAGAUGUGGUGUUCACUUUGUGUUUUUUACACAAAUUGUAGUUCUAUGUUAUUUUUAUUUAAUUGUUAACUAACAUUUCAUAUAUUUGAUUGCUGUGUCUAUAGUUAUCAAAAUAUUUUAUUGUAAGGAAGCACUUUGUUAAAAAAUAAUCAGUAAAAUUCAUUUUGUAGGCUUUCGAAAUAUGUCAUAUAAUGUCUGGAACAGAUUGUCUGAUGAAGUUGUGUAGUGUGUUACAGUUUGUGUGCUUCAGCAUGGUGCGGGUAACAGAUGCCUGUAUGACGUUCAUCGUACAUACUAAUAACGUAAAUCGCGGCAACUUUCAAGAGUGUAACGAACCAAGCUGCAAUGCACAAACUUUAGGUGUACUUUUUAGUAGUUAUUGUGACAGUUGCAAGUAAAAUGUUGCUCAUAAUUUAUAAAAAUUGUGAGAAACAUUUUAUUGAACUAACUGUUUUCUGCAGGAUUACAAUCUUUUAAAUUUUAAUUUGAAAUUGGUGAAAUGUUUUUAUAGUUAGUGUAUGUAUUUAUUAUAUUGUUGUUGUCAGUCUGCUAUUUGUAAUCAUGUACUUUUUGGAACUUAUAAAUGCUUCAUCAUAUCAGCUGAUGGACGUCAUAGGCCUUUUGUAGGGACUUCCAAACAUCUUGAUCCUGAGCCGCCUGCUCCAGCGAAUCCCUGUGACUUACUCGAUGUUGUCAGUCAGUGUCGAUGUAUUUUGGUAUAAAUGAUAUUUGAUAUUUAAUUAAUCAAAUCAGUAAAUAUGCUUAAUGAAAAAAUUAAGAAGGUCAUUGGGACUUGUAUGGUGUGUAGUAUCCGAAUUUUACACCACACACAGAAUACUUAAAAAUUAUUUUGAAAAUGUAUUAUAUUUUCAAGUAUUAUAAAUCGCUAUUGCUUUGAUAUGUGACUGUGAGCAUUUGUAUGUGCAAGAUCUUGUGGAGCUUCAGCAGAUGGACCAACAGUUCAAUUAUUUGAAUGUUUAACUAGAUACAGCAUUCCUGAUCGUAAGUGCCAUCUUCGUCAAGUUUUCUUUAUGUUCUUCUUUACCUUUUCAUUAAAUUUACAAUGUAUCUGGCAAUUUACGGUCUAUAAAGUAAAAUUAUUAUAAAUGUGUAUAUUUUAAUAAUGUUUAAAAAAUAAUUUAGUUUAGUUAGCAUGGCAUUUAGAAAACAAUUUAAUGAUUUAUUAUUAUUAUACUUAUUUUUGGUAAGUAUGUACAUGUUCUACAUGUAAUAUAGUUUUGUAUGUUAUUAAAACAAAAGUAGCAUAGUUAGAGAUAACAUGUAGGUCAGAUAAAGUUUAAACAUUAACAUGUGAAUGUUCCAUAUAACAUAUAUACCUAUCAUCAGUACAAUCAUGAUUUGUAAUGAUGUCAUCCAUUACACCUACCAUUAGUAUUACUUGGCAACACAUUAAGAAUUUUCAUGUGGAAUUUUUCAACGAAAUUCGGCAAUUGGUUCUACAAAAUUUUUUCAAAUUUCUCUAUAAUGUAUUCCCAAUCACGUACUACACGCAGGAUAUAGAAUGGUACUCACACUCGGUACCAAAAGUGGAAAAAAUAAUAUGAGCUUGCCCAAUGAAUUUAUUGAUGAGCCGCCAUUUCUAAUAAAUAUCAUUGUUUAUCCACACGGGUAGUAUCGGCAAAUAUUCAUUCGGUUAGGAAAUAUCAGUCAACUAGUAGUUCCUGAGAUUAGCACGUUCAAUCAAACAAACAAACAAACUCUUCAGCUUUAUAAUAUUAGUAUAGAUUUUCUCUUUUGUCUCUCACUUUCGUUGGUAUAGCUGGCUCGAUUUAGCAAUGACGAGUGUUGCCAGCAACUACUGUUGAACUAAAUCGCCAUUUGUGGUGGUUCUCUAUUGAUCCAUCCAUAUUAGUCCAUGUUCCUCAAUACGGUAUGCGUAAAUUGUUUCGUGUAGUCGUGACACUCAGUAUUGCCUAGAGCCCUAGAAAAUGUCUAGAAGGAAGCUAUUUUAAUUGCCCGUGUAAGUGCACCUUUACAUUGAUCUAUCUUUAUAAUAUAGGUACUAAAGCUGCCUUUUCACCCGAAAUGAGCGAUAACCCACCGAUACCAUCGUUACAUUUUUAUAGUUUAACAUCAAUAUGUUAAGGCAGCGUAAAAUAGUAGGUACUGUGAAAACUUUGGUGGAAACAUUUUUCUUUUUAAAUAGGGCAUUGGCUUUAUAUAGUUUCAGUAGAAUCUAGUUUGUAUAGGCAGCUCAGCUCUCUUAAUAUAGGUAUUUUUUUACAUUAUUUAUUUCAUUUUGUGUAUCAAGAAUAAUAUCAUAAUUAGUUAGCUGAGUUGUCUUGAACCUAAAUGAUAUAUUGAACUUUCAUUUACCUACCUCGGACACGGACCGCUUAAAUAUCGCCUCGCUGUUCACCGACAACGGCGCGCCUAGGCUUAUUCGGCUGCGAGGCGUUUCCUUUCCGUUCGUUAUCCUUCGCUUUGUAGUAUGGAGUUUCAUACAAAGAAUACUGAACGCCUAGAGGCGAGACGGAGCGGGUACGUGUUCGAGGCGGUGUAGUGAGUUUUAAGUCUAAGCCCUCAUUCGCACGAGAGCUUUUUAACGAGAGUUAAAACAGCGUUAAAUGAAGCUAAGUAUUUCCAACGCCCAAAAUUGAAAAUGCAACACUGCUGGGAAAAAAACGUGUUUUAAAAACGCUGUCGUGUGAACAUAAACUUGGGAAUGUAUUUGUUGUAUUUGAACGCAUUUAUAACGUCCGUUAAGAAAACUUUCGUGCGAAUGAUGGCUUAGGCAAGUAUACAUAUAAAAAGAUUUGAUGUUAUAUAUUAUUUAAGUUAUCUUAUACAUAGCUAAGUAGGUGUAUGAAUAGGCCUAUUUACCUGUAUAGUGUAUACCUAUUAUUAUCUUAUUAUAGAUCGGCAGGUAAAGGUAGGUAAUAUUUUACAAAAUCAUGAGAGACCACAGUUUUUGUUUAUAUAUUUAAAGCAUUGGGGUAGAAAUAUGUUUUUUUUUAAAAUACAAUAUGUACAUAGCCUUGUACAUAAGUAAUUAUUAUUGAUUUUAAUUUUUACGUAAUAAAUUAAUUUUACGUACAUACUACCUAAUAUAAAGUUGCAUUGAACCAAUAAACAAAUCAGAGAUGCACAAUAUAUUAUUGUACCCACUAAUAUAGUUCUAAGAACACUCUUUUAAAAUCGGAUUAUAUCUAUAUCGGCUUCGUGAAAUUCAUUUUAGAUGGAAUUAGCUUGUUCAAUGAAAAACAAAAUGAUACAUUUGCCAUUGAUAGCAGCGAAACUCUUUUUUUAUUUUGUAGCUUGCAUUUGUAAAAUGUGGGAUACCUAAUUUAUUGAUCGUUGUGAAAUAUGUUUGUCUUUGUAACCUACAUAUUAUAUCGUUUUGUAUAUCUAAUUCUAUGCAAUUCUAAUUAAAUAAGUUGCCUCUGAUAUUACUGCAAAUGACUGAGUACACACUUAGUAAACGUUACUGGUUUAAAGACAAAAACGGUUACAGUCCGAUGCAAACUAUAAGACUUCUCGGUGCUGCGGAGGUCGCUAUUAGUAGGUAGUAGAUUACAUUAUAAAUGCUAAAUAAAAAUCAUGACGCGUGAGACGAUUUCGGGUGGGAAAGAGACACGCGCGGGGUGACUAACCGCCGAUGCGUCGCUACGUCGCUACGUUACCGUUUAUAGCUAAAAUUUUGAACUGCGUAGCUUAACGCACGAUGUUCCGAAAUGUCAUAAGGUUUGCAUAGGACUGUAUCUAUCAGGGAAGUGGAUUUCCAGAACAGCAGUUAUUUGAUGUAGACAACAGUAAUAGAUAAACGCUGGUAUUGGAUAAAAAAACUGAGGACUGCUAGCUAGCAAUAAAGGAAGCUAUAGCUUGGCAAGAUCGUUGAUGACACUCCCAUGAUAUGCGGGCGACGGGGAGGGCGCGGGGCAGAGGCUGGAAGUGGGGUGCAUCAUUUGUGGGUUUAUCUGUCAGCGCUACCCGCCCCCCGGCCCCCGCGGACCAUCGGAAGUGUUAUGAACGAUUUUGCUAAGAUAUAGCGAGCUUUGAGGCUAUUUUGAUCAAUUCCUCGCCUCACAUUACUUACCUUUAUGUAACUUUGACCUAACGCCCUGUUAUUUAAUAUUGGGCGUUAAAUUUUAAUACGCGUAAUUUAAGAGCAAAAUUGCUUAUGAAAACAAUUGUAAAGGAUUAUCAUUGUUGUAAAUAAAUAAGAUAAAUUAAAACUGCUACGAAUAAUU